This is a messenger RNA of Notothenia coriiceps (black rockcod), 667 nucleotides long. RefSeq names its product zinc transporter 4-like. The transcript is spliced from 2 exons. Bases 203 to 652 code for a protein of 149 amino acids. Lineage: Eukaryota; Metazoa; Chordata; Actinopteri; Perciformes; Nototheniidae. The record is from RefSeq and is a predicted model, not a curated record.
UUAAUGCAGACGGGGAGGUGAGAGCAACGACUGAUGUUGACACCAGUCUAAUGACAGUUUUCAAUUUAAAGACGAAUCGAUACUUGACAACCAUAAAGGAUAUAUAUUAGGUACUCAACCGGAGUAGAAAUGCAAGACUUGAACCUACAACAAUGGAACUGAUUCCAUAGAGAGGCCUGGAUAAACCUCAGUGUUAGCAAAGAUGUCUGGAGGCAGGCUCUUCAGCAAGGUGCGGUCCGUCUUCAGGAGGGAGAGGAACGACUGGGACCUGAGCGACACCGAGCCUUUCGACUUCUCCAACGAGCUGGGGGACGACGAGACGCCCAAAUUCAACAAGCUCAAGGUGGUGGUCUCCGGGGAGAUGUCGGACUACUCCUCCGGGGCUAACUCCAACGGGGUGGCGGUGAACACGCUGGUGGUGUCGGCGGAUGAUGAUGACUCCCUGCUGGACUCUUCCUCCAGCCUGGGCAGCCCGGGGCUCAACAUGGACCCCUGCGAGAACUGCACCAAGAAGAGGGACAGCAUCAAACACAAGAAAGUGAUGAAGAGGCUGGUCAUGGCAGCUUUGCUCUAUUUCCUCUUCAUGACAGGGGAAAUUGUCGGUAAGAUGUGCAGAGUGAACCUCACACUACAUACAGCUCUGGAUAAAUGAAGAGACCACUGCAGC